Messenger RNA from Vigna angularis (adzuki bean), 889 nucleotides. Its product is annotated as small heat shock protein, chloroplastic. Gene Ontology annotation, biological process: response to heat. The record is from RefSeq and is a predicted model, not a curated record. The transcript has 2 exons. Lineage: Eukaryota; Viridiplantae; Streptophyta; Magnoliopsida; Fabales; Fabaceae. Bases 80 to 775 code for a protein of 231 amino acids.
CCCAAAUCUCACACUCAUCAACAACACAAAUCGGUCAUUCUUAAUCAAUCCCACAUUGCCUUUCCUUUCGUCAAUCCCAAUGGCUCAAACACUGUCAACUUCAUCACUUCUACUAUCACCAAAAACAGGGUACUCUGCUAAACCCAAGAACAAUGUUGUUACACCUUGCAUGGCCUCUUUUCCGACGAGGAAAGAGUUUCCUAGGCUAGAAAGGAUGAGGCUUCAGGCUUCUGCUGAUAACAAAGACCACUCUUUGGAAGUACAACAUCUUAACAAGGGCGACCAAACUACUGCGGUUGAGAGAAACCCACGUAGAACUGCCCUCGACAUUUCACCUUUUGGUCUCUUGGACCCGUGGUCACCCAUGAGGAGUAUGCGCCAGAUUUUGGAUACAAUGGACCGAAUUUUCGAAGAUACCAUGACAUUCCCCGGAAGAAACGUGGGAGGAGGGGAGAUUCGUGCCCCUUGGGACAUCAAAGAUGAAGAACAUGAGAUCAGAAUGAGGUUUGACAUGCCAGGUCUUUCUAAGGAAAAUGUUAAGGUAUCGGUGGAGGACGAUGUGCUUGUCAUAAAUGGUGGUCACAAGAGUGAACAAGAACAAGGUGGUGAUGACUCUUGGUCCAGCAGGAGCUAUAGUUCCUAUAACACCCGUUUGAAGCUUCCAGAUAACUGCGAGAAGGACAAGGUUAAGGCAGAGUUGAAAAAUGGCGUGCUCUAUAUCACCAUUCCUAAGACCAAGGUUGAACGCAAGGUUAUUGAUGUCGAAGUUCAUUGAGAUGCUUAGGCUUUGUGCUUAGCAACACUGUAUUCUACCGUACAUACUCAUAAUACGGGUAAAAUAUGUGGUAUUAAGUGUGUAAAAGAGUUGAAAUAAACUGCUGUUGUAAAA